AUGCGCAAGACAUUGCUUCUUGUUUUCAUCCAUGGCUUUAAGGGCGGCGACGACACGUUUGGUUCCUUCCCUGAGCAUCUCCGCACCCUUGUUAGCCAUGCGCUCCCUAAUAUCGACGUACUUGCCGUGACCUAUCCAAGGUUUGAAACCCGCGGCGACUUGAAAGAAAGUGUCGCACGUUUUCGCGAAUGGCUUCAGAACAAAGUCAUCGACAUAGAGGUGGCUCGUUCGACACCCUCCCCUGCGGUUGACCCUUCGGUGCAUGUGAUCUUGAUUGGACAUUCAAUGGGUGGUAUUGUCGCGGCAGAAACAUAUCUUCUUCUUGCAAGUGAGCAACCGAUCCCGACAGGUUCGUCGCGGCAGAAUCCCGAGAGACCGAAUUUUCCAUCCAACACGACCCUCAAUUCGACGACUGCGACUUCGCACCCAACCACGUCUCAUCAUCAUGACGCGUCGAAAGCUCAGAACUUCAUGUUUCCUCAUAUCCAAGGUUUAUUGGCCUUUGACACACCCUUCCUCGGCCUGGCACCGGGAAUGGUUGCUCAUGGACUAGAGGGAGGUCACAAAUUUGUCUCCAAUGCCUUCAAUACGUAUAAUGAAGUUACCUCAAUGUUUGGUUGGGGUUCCAAGUCCGAACCAAACAUCGCCUCGAAGGCUUCGAGCUCCAAGGCGCUUCCAGCGCCAGCCUCGGCCACGGGAGAUGCCGCAGCGACUCCUCGAUGGCAGUCCUGGGGUAAAUAUGCCAUGUUUGCCGGUGCCGCGGGCGCAGUCGUCGCUGGCGGCGCAGCAGCGCUGUAUUCACAACGGGAGAGAUUGAGCACUGGAUGGCAGUGGGCUUCCGACCACCUUCUGUUUGUGGGAGAGUUGUUCAAGCCGGAGUUUCUGCGCAGGCGGGUCGAGAACCUUGAGCAGACAUGCAAGGAGCGCGGUGGUGGAUGUGCAAAUCUCUACACUAACUUGGGCAAGGGUGCGCGUGAGGGUUAUGGAAUCACAGCCAGUGUGGCUGGGAAAGAACGAACGUUCUGCAAUUUACCUGUAUAUGUCAGCAAGGAAAGGAGCCAGGCCAAAGGCCGCACGGAAGGAGCAAGACCAGCAGAAUUGCAAUGGAUCAAAACCGUCAACGAGAAAGCCGCGGACGAGACCAUGGCCCAUGUGACCAUAUUUUUCCCACUUGACAAUCCGGGCUACUAUGCGUUAAGUGAGCGAGCGAAGGAACUGAUUUCUGCAUGGGUUGACCAGGGUUGGUACCGCGCAAGCAACGGCCCCACGUUCUUGGGAAAAGACCAUGGGGUCAACUACGGGGAAGUCGGCGACGGUUGGGAAAAGCCGGAUUACGACGCUGAGGAGGUUCGAGCGAAAGGACGAGAACGAGACCGCUUUACUGACCAGCCGUCUCCGGACCCGGAUGUUGAAAUGAAUCUGAUAAGAGAUUGGGAUUCAGUCGACUUGCAACGUGGUGAAAAGCAACUCGACCUUCAAGCUGAUGACGAGGUAAGAAUGCGAGAUAGUGAGCAUGGUGACGAGGACCUCGAGGACAGCGUCAUUGUCGAGAAGGCCUCCAAUGGAGAUAUUCCCUUCCCUAGGUCGGAGAAUACUUCAGGAUCAUGA
This is a messenger RNA of Capronia epimyces CBS 606.96, 1608 nucleotides long. RefSeq lists its product as uncharacterized. The coding region runs from base 1 to 1608 and encodes 535 amino acids. The record is from RefSeq and is a predicted model, not a curated record. Lineage: Eukaryota; Fungi; Ascomycota; Eurotiomycetes; Chaetothyriales; Herpotrichiellaceae. The transcript has 3 exons.